Molecule: messenger RNA, 8455 nt
Organism: Anolis carolinensis (green anole)
Lineage: Eukaryota; Metazoa; Chordata; Lepidosauria; Squamata; Anolidae
Gene: ldb3
Product: LIM domain binding 3
Exons: 16
Coding region: 161-2461 (766 amino acids)
Biological process (GO): muscle structure development; heart development; actin cytoskeleton organization
Cellular component (GO): Z disc; filamentous actin; adherens junction
Molecular function (GO): actin binding; muscle alpha-actinin binding
Source: RefSeq, a predicted model, not a curated record
CCACUCCCCCACCUUUGUCCUGAGUGGGCAGCGUCACCGGUGGGUGUCUGGGAUGUCACAAAGGUGCCCAUCCAUCCACUGAGAAGCCCCGCCAGUCCCGCCGCGGAUCCGCAGAGCUGCUCCAGAGCCUUUGGGGUGUCCAGUGUGAAAGAAAGACAAAAUGUCUUACAGCGUGACGCUCAAUGGACCUGGACCGUGGGGUUUCCGACUGCAAGGGGGAAAGGACUUCAAUAUGCCUCUGACCAUCUCCAGAAUUACACCUGGCAGCAAGGCAGCUCAGUCCCAAAUGAGCCAGGGGGACUUGGUGGUAGCCAUUGAUGGCGUCAACACAGAUGGUAUGACUCACUUAGAAGCCCAGAAUAAGAUAAAAUCGGCAAGCUACAACCUGGCUCUAACUCUUCAAAAAUCAAAACGCCCAGUUCCAGUUCCAACAGCCGCCCCAAGAAUUGAUUCUCCUAUGCCUGUGAUCCCUCAUCAGAAGGAUACUGUUCUGGAAGUCAAUGGGAACCGUGCAAACUUCAGCCCUCUAACUAGCACAUCGGCUGGGCCUAUGAGUAAUAUUUUAGCAAGCAAUGGAGUAUAUACAGGCUACCUCAGCAAACAAGAGGCCACCCUAUCACAUAGUUCUUCCUUCUUACAGACUACUACCAUUAGAUCAUCCAUGUCCUCGCAGUCUGUGACACCUGAUCUCUCACCAGCAAAAAGUGACCUAGGGUCAAAAGCAAGCUCAGUCAUUACAGAUGGCAGUAGCUCUAAAGACCAGCUGAGCCCAGCAAGGCAAUAUAACAACCCCAUUGGCCUAUACUCAGCAGACACUCUCAGGGAGAUGGCCGAAAGGCAUAAAUUAAGUCUCACACAAAAGACUUCAAAAGGUGGACUUCUUAGCGGUAGCCUCCCUGUUAAAGAUCCUCAUGUAGACAGUGCCUCUCCAGUGUAUCAGGCUGUACUUAAAACACAGAACAAGCCUGAAGAGGAGCUUGAUGAUUGGAGCCGCCGUUCCUCCCACUUGCAGUCCAAAUCCUUCCGCAUCCUGGCUCAGAUGACAGGAACUGAGUACAUGCAAGAUCCAGACGAAGAUGCCCUGAGGAGAGCAAGCAGCAAGAAAAAUGUUCCUGAAUCAUCUGAAAACAGUACUCCUGUUGAGCAUGCACCAGUGUCUACCAGCUGUGCCCCUUCCGCUGUGCUGUCUGCUUCAUCCAAUCAUCCCGCUAUUGCUGCUCACAGUGCUGUCCAUCCGAUGAGCCUGCCAUCGGCCAUGGCCACUUCAGCGGUGCACGACUCCGUCUCAUCCACUUGUCAAAGCUUCAACCGACAUUCUUCCACUUCAAUCACCUACCAGUCCAAAAAGAGAAGUCCAGGCCAAACUUAUACAUCUGCGCCGGUUUCCCAUGGCCCAGCUCCUUACUCGGGCUACAGUGAAGCCCCAGCUCCUGCUCCAGUUUCCCAUGGCCCAGCUCCUUACUCGGGCUACAGUGAAGCCCCAGCUCCUGCUCCAGUUUCCCAUGGCCCAGCUCCUUACUCGGGUUACAGUGAAGCCCCAGCUCCUGCUCCAAAACCUAGAGUUGUCACUACUGCCAGCAUAAGGCCUUCAGUCUAUCAGCCAGCUCCGGCUCCGGCUCCAGCUCCAGCUCCAGCUCCUGCCCCAACAUCAGUGUCUGUACAUACUUAUACUCCAAGCCAAGUGGAGCCUUCCAGCCGUCCUCCUUGGAUCACAGAUGACUCUUUCUCCCAGAAGUUUGCUCCUGGGAAAAGUACCACCACCAUCACUAAGAAUAUCCUGCCACGGGGCGCUCCUGUUCCUCUGCCCGCUGCCUCUGCUCCAACUUAUCCACCUCCUUCGAUUCCGGCUUCCUCUCAGGCACCUGCUGUGGCCCGGGGCACCAUUCAAAGAGCUGAGCGCUUCCCAGCCAGCAGCCGGACUCCACUCUGUGGACAUUGUAAUAGCAUAAUCAGGGGCCCUUUCCUUGUGGCGAUGGGUCGUUCUUGGCAUCCAGAGGAAUUCAACUGUGCCCACUGCAAGACCACCCUGGUUGAUGUGGGAUUUGUCGAAGAACAGAACAACGUGUACUGUGAGCGUUGCUAUGAGCAAUUCUUUGCCCCAACUUGUGCCAGAUGCCAUACCAAGGUCAUGGGGGAAGUGAUGCAUGCCCUGAGGCAGACUUGGCACACAACUUGCUUUGUCUGUGCUGCCUGCAGGAAGCCCUUUGGGAAUAGCCUUUUCCACAUGGAGGAUGGCGAGCCCUACUGCGAGAAAGACUACGUUGCCUUGUUCAGCACCAAAUGUCAUGGAUGCGAUUUCCCUGUUGAAGCAGGAGAUAAGUUCAUUGAAGCCCUUGGACACACCUGGCAUGACACCUGCUUCAUUUGUGCUGUGUGCCAUGUGAAUUUGGAAGGUCAGCCAUUUUAUUCAAAGAAGGAUAAGCCCUUAUGCAAGAAGCAUGCCCAUGCCAUCAAUGUCUAAAGGAAGAACAAGAAGCCAACAAGUGAAAAAAUUUAGUGGAUGGUUCAACAGAUGAAAAUAUCGAUAACAAUUGUUUUAUCAUGGUGGGCUGGUGAAUUAAGAACAUUUCUGACAUUGAUUUCAGUUACUUUCAUAUGUGGAAAUCCUGUUAUUGCAUACCUAAUACAAAAAGUGAAUGAAUAUUUAAAACCUGACAGUGAACUAUUACUGCAAAUGUUUGAGCAAAAUAAACAACAAGAAAGGAUAAAAUCAUUUCUAAAAGUAUAGCAUAAAAUUAUAAAAAUUAAUAUAUUUUAGUGUGUUCACCAGGGCAGGUAUUAUGCUUGACAGCACCGAUAGAUGACAAAUAUGAACCUCUUUUGGAAUGAUGAUACAACACAAAAGUGCCAAAAAUAGUAGGUAUAGUAGUAGUAGGCAAUGGCAUACACUUUUCACUAAUAAUUUAUAACAACAGGUCCAUUAAGUAUUAUUCACAAGAUACGAUAGUAUUAUUUCCUGUUAUUCAUGUCAUGAUUUUUCUUCUGAAUACUGGAUUUAUAUAACCACAUAGAAUUAUCUGAAAGCAGUUGCAACACUUUUUCACAAUCAAAAUGUGAAUUCAGACACAAGAGCUUGUUCACAUUUCUCCACAGUGAUGUGGAAGCUGCUUCCUUGUGGUACAUACAUUUCUAGGUCGUCCUGGUCAUGUUUAUAUUAUUGUUGUGUGCCUUCAAGUAAUUUCUGGAUUAUGGUGCCCUCAGGCAGACAUAUCACAGGGUUUUCUGGGGUUGAGAGUGUGUGACUUGCGCAAAGUCACCAGUGGGUUUCCAGGCUGAGCGGGAAUUUAAACCUGAUCUCCAGAGUCAUAGUCCAGUGUUCAAACCACUCCGCCACCCUGGCUCUUUCAUCUUUAUAUAGGGAUAAACCCACACCACUGAUCCUGACAAUAUCAUUUUCAGCUUUAUAUAGGGAGACCAUAUUGUCGAGACCAGUGGUGUAGCUUUUCCCCACAUAUGGAUUUGGUGCAAUCGUUCCUAACUUGUAAGCAUUUGUAAUCAUCAUGCCAUUGAUUCCUUGUACCUAGUUCUUCAUACCCACAUUAUCAAAGCAAAAGAUUGUCAUCCUAGGGAAGAAGUUCUCACAACUGCUGUGGAUGUGAACUGGCCUUCUUUGUGGUGCAUACAAUUUUGCAUGUGCCCAAGCCACCAAGGAGCCAUUUCCCUGUGAUCCUAUUUUAGAAGGCAAUAAUGUAUGUGUGAAUAAUACUACAGUGGAGAGGGCAUUGCAUAUCUUCCUCCUAUAAAGAAAAGUGGGAUUUUAGUAGUGAUGAUGGAAGAAACAGCCAAACAAUCAGAAAUCCCCAAGUCAUUGUGAUAUUCAUCUACAUCUUGUGCCCCUGUGAGAUUAAACCAUGGGGAAGCAGCCCCAUAGGUGUGUUGGGAGGGACUUCUUUCCUGUGGCAGGUGAUAGGAUGAGGUGGGAAAAGUAAGUUGCCUAACAUUAAUUCCAGCUGGGAAAAGAGUGUGUUACAUCAGUAAAGUGUUGUAAUGAAUUACCUCAUUCCCAGCAUUAAAAGGAAGCAAAUUUUCCACAUUUUGUUGUGUACACAAGGGAAGAAGAAAGGGUUUUUAUUGUAGUUCAUUGUGUAGUCAAGGUACUUUUCCUCUUUUUUGUCCCCUUAUCAUUUGGGUUAUGGCCUGAUCCAUGAAAUGAGAGGCUAAUAGGAGCUAGAUCUAGCUCUGUACUAGCCCUAAGAGAACAGCAAAAAAGCAAAACAGAAAAGCUAGGGGAAAGUCAAACUUUGUUGUUAUUCCCAUGCCUUUGGUAAAUGCAAAAUUAAUGCCAUUUACAAGGCAAACCCAAGUGAAAUGCAUGCCUGAAGUGUAAUUGUGUUUGCUGCUAAAGCCUUUAGAACUUAGAAUCUUAUUUAAUAUCUCAAGAAAUAUUGGAGCUUUUGAACUGUUGUGAUUGGCAGCAUGUCUUUAUUCCAACUGUAAACUUUGGAUAUUUAAGGCGUUAGUAUUACGUAAUUGUCUGGGCUUCGAGUCUACUCUGAUGAGCAUCCCGAACUGUGACUUAGGCAUGGAAGUGUCCUCAUACAUCCCAUGUCAAUGUUAGUAACUCAUUGGAAUGAACAAAAUGGUCAGAAAGACGAAGCCAUUUAUUUUUAAGUAACCUCAUUACUGUGCUCCACAUUUAAUAGCUUCAGCACUGUCACCCAUGACUGUUUAUUUAUAGGAAAACAUGUUUACUAUCUUUAACAAAAAUGAAAAGCCACUAUUUAGUUUUGAUUAUGUUUACUAUUUAAUCCCCACUGAUCAAUAAACUCGUUUAAGUGGAUUUUAUUAUCAGUGAAGCAGUAGCCAAAAACUGCCUUGUCUCAUAACCAAUGCACUGUGCCUUAUUGAAAGAAAUAUGGAAUGAGAAGCAUUUUGACAUCACUUUUGAUUUUGCUUUAUUCUCUAGUUAAAAUUAACAGGAUUGAAAACUGCUGUAUUUGCCCCCCCCCCCCCCCCAUUUUAACACAACUUUCACGUUUCUAGUACACAACAGUUUUCUCCUGUUUAGUCCAUGUUUUGGAGAGCUAAGCAUAUGUGACUUGUAGAAUACAUGCAAGUACAGCACUUUAAUUCUUAUUGAUCUUGUCAUUUUAACAAGAACGGUUGCCGAACUGUGUGGUUAUUACUCACUCUUUAAAAUAUAUAUUGUUAGCAUUUUUGUUCAUUUUUUAAAGAAAAUUGUCUGAGACACAAUGGUAUUUAUUUGCAUGUUUAGAGUUAAUAGCUGGUGACUGCGACAGUGUAGUUUCCUAUGGUGUGAGAUGGCAACAACGCACAAAUAAGACUCAGUGGCUCCCAGUUUUUCUUUCUAGCUCAAACUCUCUCUGGUUGCAAUUUGUCUUCUCUAUUGCUUCACAACAGCAUAAGAAACUCUACUGUGGAUCAUGAACUGACUGCACUGGGAAAGCAGAGUCAUUACUCUUAGUGGGCCCAUUCUUAUGUUUGCAGGCAUGGCAUUGUUGCAGCUGUCGGGUGGCUGCAUCCCUUCCUGUUCCAGUAAUACUUGGAGGACUAAAAUUAGGACAGCGAGACGCAUGAGGGAAGUGUCCUUGCCAGCCCAGUGCCCAUAAGUGGCAAAUGUACAUAAACUUGGACAGCUUGAACAGAAACCAUUAUUUAACCAUCCUGUUUUACACAUCCCUACUGGAGGUUUACGAAUGUUUAUAUAUGCUAGUUUUUCAGGUGACCCUAAACACAUUUAGUGCAGAAAGGAUUGCAUUGAUGCUGUAAAGAGGUAAUGAACGACCGAGGUUCUUUUAGGCAGGGGGAAUCUAAUUAUUACUGCCACCAAAUGUGAAGGAGCUUAAUAACGCUUGCCACCAAUUUGUAAAGGAUUAAUUAUUAUGACUGCCACCAAUUUGGGAAGAUAUAACCACUAAAAACUCAGGGAGGAGACCUUUUACUUUUACUUCUUCUUUUUAUUCACUCUAGAUGGUAGUGUACUUGGUCCAGAAUAUAUAUAUGACAGAGGCUUCGAUGUUGGAAAAACAAGAACAAGUUUAUUCAGGCACAGAGCUUAGUGGUUACAGUAUUGUUUCUCACGAAGAGGUUUUCUUUUUAUUAACAGUUACAAUUCCAGAAUAAGAUGAAUCAACUCUCUAAAAUAUUACUUUUUUUAACUUAAGGUGGUUAAACCUUAUUCAUCUUCCACUUUUAUACCACAGUCACCCCUGUGAUAAACAAUCACAGACUUUAUGUUCCCUUCCAGGACACAGAUUAUACCAAAUAAGUCACCAAACUUAUUUUAAACUGACUCAAAAUAACCGUUUGAGUCUCCCUUGAUCCUCUCAACCAGGAUCAAUCUUCCCUGUGCCUCAACGGAGCACAAACUGACUCUCCUUUUUUAAACUCUGCACUUCUUUAGCAAAACGGCAGUUGGCUCUGCCCACUUCUCCAUGGCAACCAGCCUCUGAGUGCUGAGAUGCAGCAACUAUAAUACCCUUUUGAAACAUAAACCCACAAUUAAACAUAACAUAUGUAUACCAAAAUUCGUACUUCAUUACAGAUGCCACUAGCUGUUAAAGGCAAGAGGCAACGUUGUUGGGUGAGUACUUUAUUGCCAACAGGGGUAUUUGUUAGAUAUCAUAGUGUCUGUUCUCUGAUAAGAAAUCCGUGGUGGUAGAAAUAGAGAGGAAAUGCUUAAAGUCCUGUUCUCUUAUCCUGCACGUCAUACAAUUGUUCAAAUACUUGAUUGUCCCAAGCUGCCACCUUGCAAUAAUGUUUGCAGUGAAAUUUGCUGCCUUUUUAUCAUAUCAGAAGCAAUUUGAGGACAUACUGCAAGUCACUUCUGGUGUGAGAGAAUUGGACAUCCACAGAGGCGUUGCCCAGGGGAUGCCCAGAUGUGUUACCAUCCUGCUGGGAGGCUUCUCUCAUGUCCCCGCUAGCUAGAGCUGACAGGCGGGAACUUACCCCGUCUUGUGGAUUCGAACUGGCAACCUUUAGGUCAGCAACCCAACCUUCAGGUCAGCAGUCCAGCUGGCACAAGGGUUUAACCCAGUGGUUCUCAACCUGUGAGUUCUCAGAUGUUUUGGCCUUCAACUCCCAGGAAUCCUAACAGCUGGUAAACUGGCUGGGAUUUCUGGAAGUUGUAGGCUAAAACACUUGGGGACCCACAAGUUGAGAACCACUGGUUUAACCCAUUGCUACUUAUAAAUCUAGCUAAAAUCAGUGUAAUAAUGUCAGCCAAAUCCUAGGAUUCAAAAGCCCAAGUAAACUUGCAAGGAUGGGAAAAUGUGACAACCCUUCCCCCCUCACGCUUUUCACUGCAUGUUGAGAAUGGCUUUCUGAAGAUGAGAACCUUUCGUAAGAAUUGAGGUUCCCUAUGUCCUUUAGCAGUUUUUCUUGUUAUAACACACAGAGAUUAAUGGAAAUGUGCAACGAGAAAGCAGAGCUAGAAUGAUCCCGACACAUACAUUUAUCUGUAUUCAGAGUUUUUACCUGAGUAGACCCUCAUUCAAUUGUACCAAGCCAACUAUUUAUAAGAUUAGCAAUGCUGUGCAUGUGUAAUACAGAGUUUGGCCCAUAGCCACAUACAAAACUAAUUGUUGUAAGGGGAAGAACACUUGAAAUAUUUACUUCUCUGCUGUCUUUAUGGCUCAUAGCAAUUUUCUAUGUAAAACCUGACGCAUUUUUGUUUUAUUUUCCUUCACCAGAAAGUGUGGUAGUGAUUUUUGUCUUUUACUUUUUAAAAAAUCAAAUACUGUACCUGUGAAUGACCAAGUAAACAAAAGUUAUGUCAAUCCAUUUCAACAGAUUUGCUAAAUGAUAUUAUUAUAAUUGUAGAAACUUAUGCAUACCUGUUAAAAAACCUCCUGAGUGCCAUCCAUGUCAGAUUGAAUUUUACAGCAAAGCUCUUAUUUUUAUUAAUGGUUUUGGAUUGUACUUUUUUUGCAGUUGACAUUUAAACUUCUGGCCUCAAGGGAAAUACAUUUUGUAUUAAUCAUAACUGUUUUCAGAAACGAAUUCCACCAUGCACAAUUUUACUGUGGCAUAUAAAAAUAAUUGUGUUUACAAAAAAUAAAUAUGCCAUAACAAUGGGAUGAGUUUGGUCCUUCAAUGGUCAGUAGCUUGGAUUAAACAUUUAAUUCAAAGCACGUUCUGUAUUCAUUAAUGUCUGUGCUACAGCUCUAAAUACAAAUUAGCAGCAGCUAUUGGGUCGUGCAGUGUUAAUAAAAAAAGACCAAGCAGUUGAUGCUAAUAUUUUGCUUUUUUUAAAAUGAAGUCAAAAUUAGCAAUGGCGUGAUUUGUUCUUUGCAAGAAUCCUACUAGGUACCUUGCUUUUUAAAAUAUAUGGAAAUGCCUGAACAACACAAGUGUCCUUACUUUUACAUAGAGUUUGGAUGUGAUCACCUUAGGUUUUUAUUUCAGAUUCCUAGUGUAAUGUGUGAUUUGUGAGAGAGUGUACCUUGCAUGGAUUAACUGUGCCAACAAAAAUAAAAUGUUAUCAAAACAGAAA